Messenger RNA from Syngnathoides biaculeatus (alligator pipefish), 595 nucleotides. It is a transcript of the gene banf1, whose product is annotated as BAF nuclear assembly factor 1. The transcript has 3 exons. Bases 183 to 455 code for a protein of 90 amino acids. The record is from RefSeq and is a predicted model, not a curated record. Gene Ontology annotation, molecular function: DNA binding. NCBI's taxonomy places the organism in Eukaryota, Metazoa, Chordata, Actinopteri, Syngnathiformes, Syngnathidae.
AAAAAAAAAAGACUCCGAAGAAGACGAGCAGCAGGAAGUAGAAGAAGAAGCGCGUUGCAGGCUCCAUUUCGCUUUUCUUUCUCACUGCGCGACACGCGUCAGCAACUCCAACUGCUUUUUUUUUUGUUUUUUUUUUUUUUUUAAAAUCUGUGAGCCGAUCUUUGACCUUCAACAAAGCAGUCAUGUCGUCGACAUCUCAGAAACAUCGAGACUUUGUGACCGAGCCGAUGGGAGAAAAACCAGUUUUUGCUCUCGGAGGCAUCGGUGAGGUCCUCGGCAAGAGACUGGAGGAGAAAGGUUUUGAUAAGGCGUACGUGGUCUUCGGACAGUUUCUGGUGCUCAAGAAAGACGAGGAGCUUUUCCGGGAAUGGCUUAAGGACACUUGCGGCGCAAAUUCCAAACAGCAAGGUGACUGCUUCAGCUGCCUCAAAGAAUGGUGUGACGCCUUCCUAUAAAGCGUUCGUCUCUUCAGUUUUACCUUUUUUUUUUUUUUUUUUUUUUUUUUUUGCAAUGGGGGGGGUAGUUAAAACUGUUAAUCGGCUCUUCACUAGAUUGAAAUCCUUCAUAUACAUACAUAUAUAUAUAUAUAUAUAUU